This is a messenger RNA of Pollicipes pollicipes, 2874 nucleotides long. RefSeq names its product transient receptor potential cation channel subfamily A member 1-like. The record is from RefSeq and is a predicted model, not a curated record. Gene Ontology annotation, molecular function: protein binding. Lineage: Eukaryota; Metazoa; Arthropoda; Thecostraca; Pollicipedomorpha; Pollicipedidae. The transcript has 20 exons. Bases 1 to 2874 code for a protein of 957 amino acids.
AUGUCGUGGAGAGCGCUGGUCAACCACGUGACCCAGCGGGCCCGCGGCGGCAGUCCUGACGGCGCCGACGUUGAGGGGAUGCCCGCUGGCGCGUGGGCGCGAGCCGUCGGCCCGGCGGUGCGGCCGGGACCGGAAGAUGAGAACCAGCCGUCGGCCCUGUCACUGAGCGUUGUGACACAAAAGUGGCGCGCAUUGCUGCGCCGCCGGCCCGCCAAGAGUGCCGCUGCUUCCGGCGGUUCGGCCUCCAGUGACGGCCGGGUGUGCUUCGUCAAAACUAGCCCGUACCGCAUCCUCAGGUGCGCCGGCGCUGGCGACCUGAAGACCUUUCGGGACCUGCACCAGGAGGAUCCCAGUCGUCUGCAGUUCAGGGAUGCGCAGCGAGGCCGAUGCCCCGCCCACUACGCGGCGAUGGCCAAUCAGACCGAGAUCAUCAAGUACAUCGCGUCGGUCGGCGGAGAUAUCAACACCACCGAUGAUCAGGGACAGACGCCUGUUCAUACUGCUGUCGAGAGCUCUUCGCUAGAUGCCCUUGGCUGUCUUCUUGACUGCGGCGCCCGCGUCGACGUGCUGGACGCGUCGCAGCGCUCGCCGUUCCACCUGGCCGUCUGGCUGGACCGUCCGCACGUGCUGCGCCUGCUGGUGCGCUAUCGCCACCUGGUCGACUGCGCCCAGCUCACGGAGCACGGCCGCGACGCGCUGCACGUGGCCGCCGUGCUGAACCGCGCUGACUGCGCGCGCAUCCUGUGCGCCGGCGCUGGCGACCUGAAGACCUUUCGGGACCUGCACCAGGAGGAUCCCAGUCGUCUGCAGUUCAGGGAUGCGCAGCGAGGCCGAUGCCCCGCCCACUACGCGGCGAUGGCCAAUCAGACCGAGAUCAUCAAGUACAUCGCCGGCGCCCGCGUCGACGUGCUGGACGCGUCGCAGCGCUCGCCGUUCCACCUGGCCGUCUGGCUGGACCGUCCGCACGUGCUGCGCCUGCUGGUGCGCUAUCGCCACCUGGUCGACUGCGCCCAGCUCACGGAGCACGGCCGCGACGCGCUGCACGUGGCCGCCGUGCUGAACCGCGCUGACUGCGCGCGCAUCCUGCUGGACGACUUCAACAUGGUGCCGAAGCGGUUCUGUCAGAACGGCUUCACGCCGGUGCACGAGGCGUCCCGGCGCGCCAGCUUCGCCACGAUGCAGGUGUUCACCGGCUGGGCAGAGCGCAACGGCUGCUCCCUGAUGCAGAGCCCGGACGCCGAGGGACACCUGCCGCUGCACCUGGCUGUCCACUCGGGCGAUGUCCAGGCGGUCGAGCUGUGUCUGCAGCACGGUGCCGAUAUCACCAGUCAGCAGGAUGAUCUCUCCACGCCCGUCCAUCUGGCCUGCGUGCAGGGCUCGCUGAAGAUCACACAGCUCAUGUUCAGCGCACAGCCCAAGGUGAAAUGGCCCGUGCUGAAUAUGCGCGACUCCGCCGACAUGACGCCGCUCCACUGCGCUGCCAAGUUCGACCACGCCGUGCUGGUAGAGUUCCUCUGCCGGCAGGGUGCGGACGUGUUGGCGCUGGAUUCGGAGGAGUCUCUCGGGGAUCUGAGCAUACCUGACCAGAGCUGUCCCGGCAGGAGCAAUGCGAGCGCGUUCGCGGCCAUGGUGAACUGCCAGGACAGCCUGGGCUGCACGCCGCUGCAUUACGCCUCUCGGGACGGCCACAUCCAGUGCCUGCAGGAUCUGAUGGAGCACGGCGCCUGCCCGGACGUCAAGAACGCCAACAACGAGAACCCGCUGCACUGCGCCGCGCGAUUCGGCCGGUACCACACCGUGGACUCCCUACUGGGCUCCGCCAAGGGUCAGCAAAUCAUCAACGGCAUGGACUACGCCGGUCGAACCCCGCUGCACAUCGCUAGCGAGAACGGACACCUGCGCGUCGUGCACCUGCUGAUCGGCAAGGGGGCUCUUCUGAACCGGGACUUUGAGGGCCUGACGCCCCUGCACCUGGCCGCCCGUGAAGGCUACACCCGCACCAUGGGUCUCCUGCUCAACACGCACAGCCAGCUGCUGGACCAAAAGGACAAAGCAGGGAACACAGCGCUGCACCUGGCCUGCCUGGCCAACCGGGUGUCGGCGGCCGGCCUCCUGCUGUCGCUCGGCUGCGCGCUGGUGGCCAACGCCGGCGGCUACACGGCGCUUGACAUCUGCAUCAAGCACAAGCUGGUGGAGGUGGCUCGGGUUAUGCUCACCAACGAGCAGGCCAGCCGGAGGGCGCUCGCUGACACGCAGGGGAAGAACAAGUACACGGUGGCCGCCCUCAUAGACGUCAUGCCCAACAUCAUGAAGGACGUCAUGGACAAGCACAUCACCUUCGCCAGCGGCAAGAGAACUGCCGAAACGUUUUCGAUCACGUACGACCUGAGCCUGUUCGAGCCGAGCGCGCAGCAGGUGGCGUCGAUCCGCGCGGCGAGGGCCGACUCCCGCUGGCGACCACAGCCGCUCACCGCUGUCAACAUCACGUACGACCUGAGCCUGUUCGAGCCGAGCGCGCAGCAGGUGGCGUCGAUCCGCGCGACGAGGGCCGACUCCCGCUGGCGACCACAGCCGCUCACCGCUGUCAACCACAUGGUGCGCCACGGCCGCAUCGAGCUGCUCAUGCACCCGCUGACCCAGAAGUACCUGGAGAUGAAGUGGCAGGCGUACGGCCGCUUCUGCCACCUGCUGUCGCUGCUGCUGUACGCCGCCUUCGUCAUCCUCGUCACCGUGCACGGCAUGAACCUCAUGCAUCUGGUGCGCAAGUGCGCCGUGCUGCUGGAGGACGGCGGCAGCGUCGACCUCGCCAGCGAGGACGCAGCCCCGCCUCGUGCCGGUGCCAGGGGCUGUGACGGACGCUCCCAGCCGGAGUGA